CUGUUGAAAAAGGUAUGUUAAAAUAUAUUUAUCUGUGAACCGUUACACGACCUAUAUUGUUUCGAUGAAAAUAAACUUACAUAUAAAAAUAUGUUGGAGAAUACAAAUGCGCGGGGAGAUAUAUCGCGGCUGAUGGAGAGGGCCCCGGACGCGUGGGCCCGACACGCGUGGGGUCCCAGAUCCAAGUUGACAGUCAGUCGGCAGCGCGAUCUUCGGUUAGCGCGGAUGAGCUCCUGCAGUUGUCGGGAAUGCGAUUUCGGGGGCACCGGUGACCCAGUGGCGCGAUUAUGCCUUUACGCUAUCAUGGGAUAUUUGUCGUCUUAUGCGUCGGUGUUACGGUGGCUAGAGCAACGUUUUCGUCGAAUGCGGGGAGCGGUGUUCGGUGCAUGCUGAAUAGUGUCGGCUUGAUGCUCUCCUUGCCGGAGAUGACGCAUCAAUGGUCGCUCUUAGAGCUAAAUUUCUGGUCGAAUCGCGCGGCAAGUAAAGCUGUGUCAAACGAGUUGCUUGAACAGGACGCGACUCGAUUUUCCAGGGUGUUAAACUUCUUUCCCGUUCCGGUGGAGGAGGAGUGCCUGUCCGAGGACAAACGACGCCAGGGAAUAUGCAUGAACACAUACGAGUGUCGUAUCCAGCGCGGGGUAUCCCACGGACCGUGUGCACUCGGAUUCGGCGUGUGUUGCAUAUUCACGGCAAGCUGCGACAACGAGGUACAGAAUAAUCUGACCUACGUGACCAGUCCUGGUUUUCCCAACCUCAUCGACCGGCCUAUGAACUGCACGGUGGUCGUACGGAAGAUCGAUACGGAGGUCAGUCAGUUGAGGAUCGACUUUGUCCAUUUUAACAUUGGCCAACCGAAUGCAACGACUGGUGUUUGCGACGGGGAUGUUAUGGUAAUUAAUAACAGCAAGACAUCUUUCGAAUUGUGCGGAUGGAACAGUGGACAACACGUGUACGUGGACGCGAGCGAAGGCAACGAACCGAUCACUUUAAACUUCCGGCUGCCAAGCGGCCUGCAAUCACGAAUGUGGGAGAUGCGCGUAGUGCAAUUGGGUUUCGAGCAACGGGCGCCAGUCGGGUGUCUACAAUAUUUUCGCUCGCCGAACGGCACGCUGAGGACAUUCAAUUAUCUGCCCAACGGUCGAUACCUCGCCGGACAUGAUUACUUAUUGUGCGUUCGUCAGGAGAGAGACAUGUGCGGUAUCGUUUAUCAGCCGUGCACGCGAGAUUCUUUUAGGAUAGGACCUGACCGGUCCAACGCGACGAACGUCCUUGCGGCUCCCGCCACGACGAACAACGGAAACGCCUCCGUCUCCGCUAUCGUCGAUCUCAACAAUGUCGCGAAUAAUUCCAUCGCGGAUGUCGUCGAAGGCUCGGGUGCGGGAUCGCCCGAGCAGCAGGAGAUGGUCCUCACCAUCGGCACGAACGGUCCGACGUCACCGAUCGAGAGACGGUGCAGGGACAGGAUACUUAUUCCCUGUGAUUUUGAGGAAUUUAUCACGCCGGGAAACAACGUGGCGGGUGUCUGCAAUCUGGAGCAUUGCGGCAACUCGCUGUGCAGACGAGACGAACUCGACGCGAAGGGUAAUUGUCGGGUGGAGACCUGGACUACGCCCUUCCGGAUAAGGGUGGCUUUCGAUCCCGGUAGCAACGCGGACGGUACGUUGGCGGACAAUGCCGGCAUGUGUCUUACCUAUCAGCAGUUAGCUUGCGUAGCUUGAGAGAUCGCUUUAUAAUUAAUUUCCAUUCUCUCACACACAAUCUAUACAAGUGUGUGUGUGUGUGUGUGUGUGUGUGUAUGUGUGCGGAGGCAAUAUCACUCUCGAACGAGAGAGAGAGAGGGAGAGACAAUAUUAUUAGACUCUGUACUGCUCAUAAAUUAUUUCCACAGCAUCGUUUUGCGCGCAAUAUCGCUUCCACGACGUAAAUAUCGGAAAGAAAUCUUGGAUCGUAAUAAAGCAGAUUUCAUCUUUUCAUCCGUUUGGUUUAUAUAAGUCUCGAUGGACGUAGGAGAGAGACCGAGAGGUAAUUGUGUAUAUAGGGUCAAUUAAUACAACACGAUAGAUCAAAGAGUCAAAUAGUUUUUAUUUACAAAUGAACUAGCUUAAAUCGCGUAAACGCAGCGCACAACUCUCGAUAUAGUGUGAUAGAUAUAUAUUUAUAUUUAAUUCGCUUUUUGUGUCCCGCUUCUUUUUUUUCUGGUUCGAUUACACCACGAUCAUCAUCGGCCGCGAUACGCAACGCGCGUGUGUACGGGCGUAUAUGUGUAUGUAUGUGUCAAUUACGAGGCAUUGAAUCUAUUCGUCAAAACUGUUUGAACGUGAGAUUUAACGCUCAUAUGUAAUAUGUAAUAUGUAACAGGUGGUUGUGUUUCUUCGCCGCGAAAAAUGCCGACGACAAUCGCGGCAACCGUUAGCGAUAACGAUAUAUAAUGACGUUACAAGAAUAAAUUAUAAUGUCGUCAAUAUAUGAUAAUAUCGACGAUGGCAACAUCACUUUGAAUCGCUCUCCCAGAAGAAACAAGCAUAACCGUCAUCCUUGCCUCGGAAGAGGCCGAGAUUGCGUUGCAGCCUUGCCUCUUGCAUGAAGCUACUUCACAUUAUGUAUAUCUAUAAGUGUCGCGUGUAUAAUAAUAACGAUAAUAAUGAUAGUAAUAAUAAAAUUAGCGUAUAAUAACAUAACGGAGACAUAAUUUUCGACGACGGUGAAUAUAAACUGUUAUUUCGUCGACGAGACACGUCGCUUUCGUCACAAUCCCAAAUCAUAUCGCGUUAUCUAUCUAUCGAAAGUUAAAAGGAUUGUUGAAUAGCGUUAAAGAGAGGGCGGUGAAUCGCGAACGUGAAUCGCGUGUACUUGAUGGUCACUUGGUGCGAGGGGGAAGGGGGAGGAAAAAGGAGAGGAGAGGAAGGGAACACACGUUUCUUUUUUCUCUUUUCUUUUUUUUCUUUUCUUUUUAAUCUGUACUAAUACUCUACCGAUACAAUUGCGGACGUUCGCGGGGCGUUUAAUCCGCGAGAGAAGUGUCGAGGCCGUAUAUAUAUUUGGAUAUAAAUUCCCAUAUGUGUAAAAAUUAUUUCGAAUAUAAUACAUAUCUAUUUAUAUAAUUACGCGAAGAACGAUUUAUUUAUUUAUUUAUUUAUUUUGUAAUGAGGGAGAAAUGCUGAUUAUUACGGCCGCUACGUUAAAGUGCCGUCGUCUGUGAAUCUCGAGGACGAGAGAAUUUAAAAAAAAAAAAAAACC
Molecule: messenger RNA, 3237 nt
Organism: Formica exsecta
Lineage: Eukaryota; Metazoa; Arthropoda; Insecta; Hymenoptera; Formicidae
Exons: 6
Coding region: 288-1718 (476 amino acids)
Source: RefSeq, a predicted model, not a curated record